This is a messenger RNA of Symsagittifera roscoffensis, 663 nucleotides long. RefSeq lists its product as uncharacterized. The transcript has 3 exons. Lineage: Eukaryota; Metazoa; Xenacoelomorpha; Acoela; Convolutidae. The record is from RefSeq and is a predicted model, not a curated record. The coding region runs from base 1 to 663 and encodes 220 amino acids.
AUGAGUCGUCAACUCAGCUUUCCGAUAGCACUCGCGGCUGCUCUACUUUUAGCUAUAACUCAUAACUUUCCAUUCUUUCAACUAGCCACAGCCUCCCAAAAUCACCCUGAAAACAGUUAUUCUGUAAACAGUCCCUUAGAGUUACCUCAAAGCAGCAACAGUUACCCCGAAUUCAGUGAAAUUGAGACGCGACAGGACAACAUGGGGGCAUGUGGGAAGAAUCCCUGCAUGAAUGGGGGCAACUGUAAUGUGUUGGCGACUGGGGUGGGGGGAGGGAGAGUGUCGAAGGAUGAGAUGUUUGUGUGCCACUGCAUGACUGGCUUCUACGGCAGGAAGUGUGAGAAGGGGUCGGGGGUGUCUCUGAAUUGCACAGACACUGAGAUGUCGGUGUCAGUUGCACACAGCCUGACAGUUGAAGAGUCGCUGGUGCUGAAUGACGGACAGUGUGAGUUGCGGAAUGACACGGAGGAGAGGAGCUUCCACCUCCAGUUCCAGUUCUCAUCAUGCGGCACAAUCCAACAGAUCAAAGCAGGGAAAGAGGUGGUGUACAGACAGGUGAUCAACAAGAAGUCGGAAGUGGGCAACACCAACAUCAUCAGUCGGGAGGGAGAGCUAGCCAUCACCAGGGACAGCAGGUACGUCCCAGGAGAUGCUAAUACAUAA